AUGAAAUGUUGCGAUUUCAUUGAUGGUUAUCAAUGGGAAGAUCUCAUACGUAACCAUUUACCAAAACUAAGAACAUUUCACUUAUCAAUGGGAAAUUUAUCUAUUAUUCGACCAAUGACAGAGGAACAAAUUGAUGAAUUUAUGAAUUCAUUUGGUAGUUCAUUUUGGAUUGAUGAACAUCGAUGGUUUGUUCAAUGUAUGAGUAAUGAACACUUUAUUCGUUUUGGGACUAACGAAAGCAUUUUAUUCUAUUGA
This is a messenger RNA of Adineta steineri, 255 nucleotides long. The record is from the annotation of a GenBank genome assembly. Lineage: Eukaryota; Metazoa; Rotifera; Eurotatoria; Adinetida; Adinetidae.